AUAUAAAGAGAAGACAAGAAAUCUAUGAGAAAAUGCCUUCUCUUUCAGAGGAUUCAACGGUAAAAGCUGUAACAAAAUCGGCUAAAAAUCAUGGGAAAGACAACAAAGAAGACAAAUGGCCGAGGAUGACAAAAAAGGUUCUUUUGGAUAUAUGCAAACAACAUAAAUUGUACCGAACGCCUUACCUAAAUGAUGUUCUUUACUUGCAUUAUAAAGGCUUUGGUAAGAUUGAAAACCUUGACGAUUACACAGGUUUAAAAUGUCUAUGGUUAGAAAGCAAUGGCAUCAAAACAAUUGAAGGAUUGAUAAACCAGACAGAAUUACGUUGUUUAUACCUUCAUCAAAAUUUGAUCGAGAAGUUGGAAAAUCUUGAACAUCUUCAAUUUUUGGACACAUUGAAUGUCAGCAAUAAUUCGAUAAAGCGAAUUGAAAAUAUUGCAUGUUUACCCAAGUUAAACACGUUACAAGUUGCUCACAAUCGACUAAAAACUGUUGAAGACAUUGAAGAACUUCGAAGCUGUAAAUAUCUCAGUGUGUUAGAUUUGUCGCACAAUCAUCUUGAAGAUCCAGACAUAAUUAACGUGUUUUCUUCAAUGGAAAAAUUGAGUGUCAUCAACUUGAUGGGAAAUCCUGUUAUAAAGAAAAUCUCUCACUACAGAAAGCAAAUGAUUUUGAAAUUAAAAAACCUAAAAUACUUGGAUGAUCGACCUGUGUUUCCCAAAGAAAGAGCUUGUGUAGAAGCAUGGGACAAAGGUGGGAUAGAGGCAGAAAAAGAGGAAAGACAGUUAUGGAUAAGUAGAGAAAGAAAGAAACUCACGGACAGUGUGAACGCAUUGUCAAAGCUUCGCGAACAAAAUCGAGAAAAAAAAGAAAAAUCAAGAGAUGAUCAAAAGGGGGAAAAUGAGAUGAGUGACAAUAAACUAUGUGAGAGAAAAAAGGAAGAUCAGUAUGAUGAACAAACUUCAAUGUUUGAACGAAACACAAAUAAAAAUAACGAAAUUGAUGAAGAACAACAUACAGUCAAAUUAUCAAAACAGCAACAAAUCCUUACAACGACAUUAUCCGACGAAGAUAUCGAAACAAUAGAAAUACCAGAGAAAAUUAAUGAUAAUUGGGUUGAGACCAGACACGAAAUAAGCAGUGAUGGGAUACCUGAGUUGGAAGAUAAUAUGAGCGAUGUGUUUAUUCUUCGAGAAUGUCAGACAAGAUCUUUGACUGAAGACGACAAAAAUAAAAACAUCAAUGAAACCCAAGACGCUCCUGUAGGAAUAUCACAUGCAAUGAAAUCUUUACUGCUGUCGCAAGCAAUGACACCAAAAAAAAGAGUACUUAUUGAAGAACUUCCAAAUAUUACGGAAACAAAGGAGCAGCGAGAAUCGCCGAAAACACAUGAAGAAGAAGCUGAGCUUCAGGGAUUGAAAAGAAACGAUAUCUGUGGGAUAAGCAAUGGUAACGAACAAAAUAUUGUGAAACAAAAACCUACAAAGAACAAGAAUUCAUGUAGUGAUGAUUCUAACGAAGGCGCAUCUAACGCUCAAGAUGACCAUUCCAGCGUUUCGUUGGAUGUUAUUGACCUUGUAAGAAAGCAAGUGACUUCGGCCGUAACAACACCAGAGUGUUCGAAUGUCAAGGAAGAAAUUGAAGAAGUAAACACAGAAGAUGUUAUUGACUUUAAAGAUAAAGAAAAUUAAUAACGUUUAUAUUGAAGUUUAUUCAUGAUAUUUUGUGUUUUGUUUAGCCAUUGAACGUUGUUAUAUGUUAAAGAUAAAUAAAAUUUGGCAAAAUAAA
Xenia sp. Carnegie-2017 is the source of this 1788-nucleotide messenger RNA. Its product is annotated as dynein axonemal assembly factor 1-like. The transcript has 15 exons. Gene Ontology annotation, molecular function: protein binding. The coding region runs from base 33 to 1691 and encodes 552 amino acids. The record is from RefSeq and is a predicted model, not a curated record. NCBI's taxonomy places the organism in Eukaryota, Metazoa, Cnidaria, Anthozoa, Malacalcyonacea, Xeniidae.